CACUAUUUGGGGGAGAUAUUGAAUAUUAUGAAUUAGUCUUAUUAAUUACUCACAAUAUAAAGUAUAACAUAGUGCUUCAUACUGUUUACAGAGAGAGGAUUUCUCAUGAAAUUUAAGAAGAUAAAUCUUACUAUAUGACAUCUGAGUUUUAUCCGGUAUGGAACAUUUUAUCACAUGAUGAUGAUGGAACGGAUUUUAGUGAACCAGGUUUUGAAUUUAAUGAAUCAGAUGAUGAGCUUUUGGGAGAAUUUACGCAAGAAUUUCUGGAAGACGAGGAGCUACUAAUUGGGGAUCUCUCGCAAGGUUUUGCAGAAGCAACACAGGUGUUUAAAAAUCUUCCCCUUUAUUAUCAAGUGGGUUCGGGAUUUGAGAAUCAGCCAGGACCUUUUAGUGGAGGAUCAGUGUUUGUGGAAGGUGUACCGGAUUAUUUAAUUUAUAAUUAU
Parasteatoda tepidariorum (common house spider) is the source of this 443-nucleotide messenger RNA. The record is from RefSeq and is a predicted model, not a curated record. Lineage: Eukaryota; Metazoa; Arthropoda; Arachnida; Araneae; Theridiidae.